UUCCUCGUUGCGCUUGCCUACUGCCGUGAGGUACGAACGACACGUACGUUCCUCCAUGGAUUCUUCCUCGCAUCAGGCGAAUGCCACCACGGCCAGCUUUGGGUAGUCGGCCGAGCUCCUCAUCGACGCGACUAAAAUGUACCCAUAUCUGUAUGACAAGCGGCACCCUUCUUUUAAAGAUCGGACAAAGAAGGACCGGGCUUGGGCAGAUCGAAGCAUGUUCGGCAUGUCGAGUGUCCUUGUUGAGAAACGAUUUAAGAACCUGCGUGAUAUCUUCAAAAGGAAACAACACGACAUACGUGAAAAAACAAAGAAGUGGAGCCGGAGCAGCCGACAUUCCAACAAUAAAAUGGCCCCAUUUUGAGGCCAUGCUUGAAUUAAUGGAAGGAGAGUCUGAGCCUGUGGCCAGCCACAUCACAGCAGAAGAGGCUAACGAGAGAUCACCGCCUCGGCCAAGACAUGCAGCGGAACCGGAACGUACCCCUGAUACGGCUGAGGAGACUCGUGUCGACACCUGCAGCAAUGAGUCACGCUCGUCAAGACGACAACGGACCUGCGAGGGCGCUAGCAAUGCAGGAGAGGGCACAAGCCAUGAAGCUGUGGCGCAAGCGUGCAUGGAUCACCUUGAACACAUCAGAGCGAACAAGGGGGUCAUCAAAAAAGAUAACAUUGGUUUCUUCGCUCUACGUACCGAUGCACCCCUCAGAGAGCUACCAGUGCACAUUGCACAAGAUGUAAUGCAUGCAGUAGAACUUAUGCUGUAUGAAGCAGAGGCAAAAUUGCAUCAGAGCAGUGAAGCAAAUUGAAGUGUUUAUAUAUAUAAAGUCAAUGACACCCA
Rhipicephalus microplus (southern cattle tick) is the source of this 838-nucleotide messenger RNA. RefSeq lists its product as uncharacterized. The record is from RefSeq and is a predicted model, not a curated record. NCBI's taxonomy places the organism in Eukaryota, Metazoa, Arthropoda, Arachnida, Ixodida, Ixodidae.